Molecule: messenger RNA, 888 nt
Organism: Ipomoea nil (Japanese morning glory)
Lineage: Eukaryota; Viridiplantae; Streptophyta; Magnoliopsida; Solanales; Convolvulaceae
Exons: 2
Coding region: 1-888 (295 amino acids)
Molecular function (GO): zinc ion binding; nucleic acid binding
Source: RefSeq, a predicted model, not a curated record
AUGGGGCGUCUUGUGUUGGGACACAGGCCACCAACCUUUGCGGGCGAAGAAGACCCGGUUAUCUUGGAAGAAUGGAUGAGGACGUUUGACACGAUCUUCUCGGUUCUCGGUUGUCCGGAAGAGCGAAGAGUAGAACUUGCAACAUUCUACUUCUGUCUUGAGGCCAAUUUAUGGUGGAUGCACGAGGGCCCAGCUUGCCUUGAGGAGCCUGAGUUUGGAUGGAUCGCUCUCAAGGAUCGGAUGCGCGAGAGGUUUUAUCUGGCGUAUAGCUUGCGCGUUUCUGCCCGGAUGCUUGUGCCUACGGAGCUCACCAAGGUUGAGAAGUUUGUAGCUGGCUUGAACUACGAGGCACGGAAGGCCCUAACCGUGAGUAGGCCGAGUUCUUUGAAAGAAUCAUACCUGAGUGCUGUGGAUCUGUACCGUGUUCAGCAGCUGCAGCGACGAUCUUAUGAGCUUGCAAGAAAAAGGACUGAGAGUGGAGGCUCUUCCAGCUUCAAGAAGCCCAAGCCGAGUUUUCAAGUUAAGAAUGCAUCAUCUCCAAACCCGGGACCCAAUCGGGCGGAGCAUGGAAACCAAGUCAAGAUGUUUCCUUGCCGUAGAUGUGGAAAGGUGCAUGCUGGUCAGAACUGUCAUGGUCAAGCGUUUCGGUGUUUUCGUUGCGGAGACAGGGGUCACAAGGUCGCCGAGUGCCCUCAGCAAGCCAACCAAAGGGCGUUGCCACCACCCCCAGGAGCCCGAGGAGCAGCAGGAGGUAGCUUGAGCCGUGGAGCAGCUGGGUCUAGGCAGUCAGGAAGGGUGUUCGUGAUGGGACGAUCGCAGGCAGAGACCGAGGGCUUGGUGGAGGAAGAGCUAGCAGGUAACCUUUUUCUAGCCUACCCUUGUCUUUAA